Rhopilema esculentum is the source of this 13157-nucleotide messenger RNA. Lineage: Eukaryota; Metazoa; Cnidaria; Scyphozoa; Rhizostomeae; Rhizostomatidae. The record is from RefSeq and is a predicted model, not a curated record.
AUGGGUAAUUUACGGAACAGGACGCGAAAAACAUCUAGAAAGAGGAAAGCUACUUCAUCUUUCGAAAACAUACACAAAGAUGAAGGCAAGAAGCAGAGAAAUGAGGCAGAAGCUGAACCACCAACAGUUGCAGAAACAACGCCUUCCCAAGGCGGCGAGCAGCCUAGGCCGUCAAAUUCUGAGGCAUGUUCUUCCACCCCACUCUCGAGGUCAAGUAAGAAAAUUAACAAGGAAAAUGAAAAUUAUUAUUGUGAAAAGGAAAAUGAGGAUUGUGGAGAGAACUCUGGAUUUGUCCUAAUUGACUUUGCAAUCUUGUCGGACGUGUUUAGCAGUCUCUGUUGUCCAGUUUGUAAAAGCUUAAAUUUACGGUUAAUGGAACUAACUGGAAAACGAAGAGGAUUUGCUGUCACAUUUUGUUUGAUUUGCCAAGGUUGUGCUUGGGAGAAAGAGUUUGUCAGCUCAAAUUCAGUGACUGAUAAGACAAAAAGAAGUAUGGAAGUAAACGUGAGAAUGAUCAUGGCAUUCAGAAACAUUGGCUGCGGUUUAGAAGCUAUGAACACUUAUUCCAUGAUAAUGAAUAUGCAUAAACCGAUGACACAGAAAAACUACAACAGUUUGAUUGACAAUCUUCAUGUUGCCUAUCUUGAGGAGGCUGAAACAUGCAUGAAAGAAGCUGUUGAGGAAGUUAAGGAACAAAGUGGCUCAAUAGAUUUUACAGCUAGUUUUGAUGGUACAUGGCAGAAGCCAGGACAUGCAUCUUUAAAUGGUGUUGUUACUGCAGUUUCUAAUGAAUCUGGCAAAGUUUUGGACUUUGAAGUAAAGUCUAAAUACUGCAAAGCUUGUGAAAAGAAAAAUGAUUUUAACAAGGAUUCACUCGCUUACUUGCAGUGGCAGAUCCGGCAUGAAUCCAGAUGCAGUAUGAAUCAUAAAGGAUCGUCUGGAUCCAUGGAAGUUGAAGGAUUACAGGAUAUAUUUAAAAGAAGCAUGGAGAAAUAUGGGAUAAGAUACACCACUUUUAUUGGUGAUGGUUAUUCUUCAUCAUUCUCUACAAUUUCAAAGGAAAAACCAUAUGGUGCUGAUAUUGAAAUUAGCAAAAAAGAAUGUAUUGGACAUGUCCAAAAGCGCUUAGGAACAAGGUUAAGAAAGUUAAAGUCAAGUUGUGGAAAGAAAAAAUUAAAAGAUGGCAAGGGUAUUGGUGGAAAGGGCAGAUUGACUGAAAAAAUGAUUAAUAAAAUGCAGAAUUAUUAUGGAUUAGCAAUUCGUCAUAAUAAAAACAACUUGCAGGGAAUGAUGAAUGACAUAAAAGCAGGACUUUAUCAUUUAGCUUCUUCAGAUUCUCAUCCGCAGCAUAACUUGUGUCCUGUAGGAAAACAAUCUUGGUGUACCUGGCAGAAGAACAAGGCAGAUGGAAAGACAGGUUACAAGCACAAGUCAUAUCUACCCUCAGCAAUAGUUGAUGUGGUGCUGCCAAUUUAUGAUGAUUUGAGCGAUAAAUCUUUGUUGACUAGUUGCCUUGAUUCAUUUACACAGAAUCCAAACGAGUCUCUGAAUAAACUUAUUUGGGCUAGGUGCCCUAAAAAAAUUUAUCAAGGUAGAAAAGUUGUUGAACUGUGCACUGCAAGUGCAGCUACCCAUUUUAAUGAUGGUGCAUCAUCAAUUGCAAGAGUUCUGCAACGGUUUCAUAUCUGUCCAGGUAAACAAACCAACUUCGCUAUUCAAGCAUGUGACAGAAAAAGGAUAACUUUUGCAGAAAGAAAGGCCUCUUAUAAAGAAAAGAAUAGAAGAAAAAAGCUGAGGGCAAUCAAAAAAGGGUUUGUGGGACCAUGAAAAAGAAAAGGAAGGAAAUGUGUAUGAAAGUGGAGCACAUUGAACUACGAUUUCCAUAAUACUUAUGUUUAACAAGCGUUUUCUCAAAAUGUAAAAAACGUCAUGCAGGUUGCCUUUGUGACAAUGAUUUUUCAACAUUUUUCAGCAGAUUCAGAAGAAAUUUUCAGGUUAUGUUUAACACCUAUUGCCCUAGUGAAUAAGACAGUUUGAGAGCCCUACCCUUCCUAUGAGCAAUGGUAGAAGCUAAAAAGUAGGCAAAAGUCUGCUGUGUUUAACGUUGACCAUGUUGAAUAUGAAAAUUCUCAGUACCCUUAAAAGAUAUCUCAAUGAUAUUCUCUUAUUCACCAAAAAUACCCUUUUCCAACACAUUUUACAAAUAUAAACUAAAAAGCUCAACUCAAGUUGAAAAAUCAUUGUCACAAGCACAACUACUGUUUUUGCUAUUGUUCUAUCCGCCAUUUUGGCUAAUUUGCAUAUUUUAUUACAAAACUUGAAUUUUUGAUUUUUUUAACUCUAAUUCUGUAUGUGUACCAAUUUUUAUUGAAAUACAACAAAGAAAUAAAAAGUUUUGCCUGAGAGGGGUUAGCUACCUUGAUCUACUACAUCUCUCAGACUCUCAUUAACACUGGUGGAACCAAAUGGUGUAUUUACAAUUUCGUUGUUUGAAUGAGCUUGUUUCGAAUGAGAAUUGACAAGACAAGAUUCUGGGGUGAAUUGCAUUCUUUACUUUUGGGAUUUGAUGAUGCCUCAAGUGCGCUGCCUUCUUUACCUUUGGGACUUGCGGAGGUACUAGGUGUUGUAUUUUCCUCUUUUCAAUUUCUUCUGUUGUUUCUCUUCUUUUUAUUCUUCUUUUUGUGCACCUUUUCGAUCUUUUCAACAGAAGUAUCUUCAUAGACAAUUGGUAAUUUUUUUUGACUUGAUGCUGUUAUUGUUUUCUGUCUUAUCUGAUUGUUCUUUUCUUUCUAUCUGAUUGUUCCUAUUGUUUACUGCUGUUGUUUUUUCUGGGUUGUUUACCUUGCAAUCUGUGGCACAUUUUUGCCUAAUUUCAAUUUAAGGGAAAAAUUUUCCUCUAGCAGAUUAAGGUCUGUAUCCCGUUCAGUUUGAAGCAGACUUUGCAGCUCGACAACGGAUUUCGCUAGUCUCUCAAAGCUUAUAUAGAUAUCUGCGGGUGGAGAUGGCGUGGAUCUUUCAGGUGGUGGUGAUUUACCCAGACUGUUGGUGGCUGCUGAAAAUAUUGGUCUUCAAGGUGGUGUUGAGACUCCAUCAUAAAACUUGAAAAAUGAAUCAUUGAAGCAAGCCUCCUUGACAUUCUGUUCUCCAUAUAUGGCAUCAUUUUGCUCGCCUUCUGCAUCCAACUAAGUGUCUAUUGAAUCUGACAUCACUGCCUUCGCUGCAUAUCUGUCCUCAUCAGACUUCAGUUUCAGUAGGCCAUGGUCGAUCACUUUCAGGAGCCUCAUAGCAAGUUCAUCUUUCUUUCCCAAUAUCGAUAGAUUUCGCUUGGAGAGUUUGGCUUUUAAUUUACCAACCUUUAGUUUCUUGAUUGCAGUGGCAUUUAACUCAGUCAUACUUAUUUUGAUGAAAUAUUCGUAGGAAAUUGAGUCGGAAAAUUAACCAUCAACGCAACGCGUGUCCGAUGGCGAAGAAGAAGGCAGUGAUGUCUCAUCGCCAAAGAAAACUUCGUACCUUUCUUCGAACUCUCACUGGGAACAAUAAACCUGCCACGAUUUGAAUGUCAAUACCAUUUGCUCGGGAAUUUGUUUAAGACAAUGUUUUACCAUAUCCUUUGGACGAUUUCUUGAAGCUUGGAACAUUUUCUCCAUAACUUUGAGAACUUGACUUUCUCUUUAGACUUGCUUCACAAUAUCUAGAAAAGAUGAGUUGUGUAAGCUUUAUGUUUUUUUUUGGGGGGGGGGGAAGCAUAGCUAAAUAAGCAUCAAUAGAAUUACUGAUAUGGGUUUUGAAUGCAGGGCAGAGUUAUGUGGAGCAGAAGAAAUUGCAGGUGUUACAUCCUGGAGCAAAAUCCCCUUAUCCAUUAAAACAAUCUUCUUCAACCAUGGCUUUUUCUUGAAAAUCUUUGGUUUUCUCAACCAAAUAAUGACCUACUGUGUUCUUACUUUACCUAUACAUUUCUUCUACCUAUACAUAAGAACAUUUCUUUUUCAUAUAGAUAUUAGCCAGCUGUUAUGCAGAAGUGUAGCCAAAGAUUAGGGUGGUAGAAGUGAACGACGGAGAAAAUCCCUUUUCAAAGAUGUUUUUUUGCAUUUGGGGAGCGUUCGCCUGCCUUGCUAGGCUAUGGCAAAAAGAUUCCCUUACCUCCCAUUUUUAUUGAUUAUUUUUCAAUUAAUAAAUUAAUUGUUGUUUGUUUAACUAUUAAUUGUUAAACACUAGUUAUAUCAAGACAGUUCUUUACCUUUAAUAAUUUUCUUUGAAAAAUUCUUCUCCAAGGGUGGUUAAUAUGGCAGUCAAUGACAAUUUGUUUCUUUUCUGUAAGCAGCUGUACUUAAGGCCCAGGUUAUACAUUGUGCUUCUCAUGUGCCAAACCUAAUUAGAUAAGUUUGACAUAAGCUCGCCUCUGGCUUGACGUCAAGUUAAACGUUCAACCAUUGUAUCCAGUUGCUUUGGUAUCCAAACAGGCCAUAGAUCACCAUAAUUUUUCAAGAUGGCUUUAACUUGCAGAGAAAAAAUAUUGCUUUUGAAGAAUAUGAUUUCAAAGCAUCGUAAUCGUCUUAAGUGUUGGAAAUUUUUUAUUCAAGGAAUGGCUAUCAUUGUACAACAGAGGCUACUAGCAGCUACUUGUUUAUUUGUAAAUAGCAAGCGGUCAAAAAAGCGGAUUAGGUCAUGCAGAAGGUUGCCAAGAAAUACAGGUUGGUGAGACAAACUCUGGUUUACCUACGACAAUAAACGGUUCAAGCAAACCCUAUGAGUAUCAAGAUCGACAUUUGAAUUGAUACUGGCAAGGAUAAGGCUGCAACUUCAGAGGCAAAUGCUUACUAGAGAACCCAUUUCUCCCGAACUUCGUUUAGCUAUCUGUCUAUCUUGCCUUGGUAGAGAGGACUAUCUUUAUAGCAUAGUGAAAAUAGUAGGCCUUACAGUGACAAAAAUUUUUGACAAGGUCACCCAAGCAAUUUUUUAUUUUCUUUGAUAGCAGUUUGUAUCUAAUAAUAUGCCAAAAACUGAAGAUGAAUUUCAGAGCAAGAUGUUAGAUAUGGAAGAGCGUUGCCAGUUUCCCUGUAGUUGGGCAGCCGUUGAUUGAUGCCACAUCCCCAUUAAAUGCCUACCUGGUCAUCAGAAUAUCAUAAUUUCAAGAACUUCUAUUAAAUUUUCUUAAUGGCAUUAGUGGAUGCUAAAUAUCGCUUUAACUGGGGAAGUUGUGGAUUUCCUGGGAACUCACAUGACUUGAUCAUUUUACAAUUGACCUCUUUGUGGAAAAAAUAUAAGAUGGAAAAAUAAUUCCAGAGGUCUGUCAAGAAAUAGAUGCUGUUCAAAUUCCUCCCCUUAUACUAGGAGAUUUUGCCUUCCCCAUUGAAUCAUUUCUUAUAAAACCUUACAGACAGAAUAGAGUGUGGGGAAUUCUGCGUAGAUAGCCCUGUGCUCGAAUAGAAUUCCCAGUGACACCAAAUAACUCACAAUUUUGUUAAACUCUCAAUGAUGAUUCGCAAUUCGUAAUUCGUGAGUAAGUCCUACCGAAAGUUUACAGGUAUAUAUACCAUUCUAAUGGAAAGUUCUAGAACCUAUAUUAUAACCAUGAGUCCACAAAACUAUAAUUAGAAUUUACCUGAAAGCUCUGCCAUGAUGACGUUAGCAACCUAUUACAUGAGAAUCUAAAUUUACUUUAGCUAGAAACCUCCCGAAAGAGCUAGAACAACUAUUACGAGGCUAAAUAUGAAAACGAGGCUGACUAGGAAGUUCGAUUAAAUUAAGGUUGGCCUAAAUGACGGAUAGGAUAAUCGUUGUUAUAUACGUGUUUACAUAAAGAUUUAAAUGUCAUAAUCAGUCAGCAAAUAUCAAAGGUAAGCUUCUCUAGAAUGUUCUAAAACUUCUGACAAAGGGUACACUCAGAUUUAGCACAUAGAGAGAGGCGGAAGGGACACUGGGAUGGUUCCUUUGUUGUUUUUGAAGCCCGACAAGGCGGUUCCAAGAUGUUUGUCCUAGCCUAAACUCGUUUUCAACCCAAGGUUUUUGACCAAAGAAAGUGCGGGCAAAGAAUUCUGUGGUACAAGGGAAAUCAUAACAAGCUAUAAAGAAAGCAAAUAAAAGCAGGAUAUAAUAAGACCCAAAUCAACGUUACUUAGGUUUGCGUCUACCGAAGUGUUGGGAUGUAAAAUGCGAAUUGAAUUGCAACGUAGGCAUUUUGAAGAAAGCCGGGAUCAACUGUUUGAGAAGGUGAGCAUUCUCUUCCUAAUAAUAUGACCAAUAUUUUUCAUCAAUAAAACUUUGCAAGAAAUUUGUCUUCCACAUAAGUUUAUUAUCAUACUUCAUAAAAUUUUAGAAUAACAAAGUGAGUUUUGUGACAUAUUUGUCCAUUUCAGAUGUUUUCAGUGAAAAAGCCAAGAAAUAAGAGGGCUGCUUUAAAAACCAUAUGCAUUUAACAGUACCAACUCAUUAAUGACUAUAUAAAAUAAAUACAGAAAGAAAACAAAAACAAUUGUGCAUUUUUUUCAGUCUUAUUUUGGUGAAUGGUAACCUAAAAAACAGUCAAUACAAAGGAAAACAUCGCAUUCAAUGCACUUGUACUGGACUUUGCUGCCACAAUCAUUUUUACAAAUUCCUCUCUCCUCUACCUCCACAACAUAAUGUUUUAACCCAUUAUAUCUUUGGGUUGUAUUUGGCUGUUGCUGAAAUGAUCUUUUUCUUGAAGAAAACUUCCCAAUAAGCUUUUGGAACAGUUCUAUUUUGAAAGCUUUUUAGGCCACGUUUUCUUGAAUUUGGCUGUGCAGAUUGUAGGAUCCAUGCAUUUACAAUGCCCUGCUUGAAAAGCUCCAGAAAAAUUGGCAGCCACCACCUGUAUGACUUCCUUGAUAAAUUAUCAUAGGAAAGCGUUUGAUCAUUGGUAUCAACCCCUCCCAUGUUUUGACGAUAUGCUGUUAUACUCGGGGGACAUUUCCUGACAAUCUUUAUAGCAGUGCCUAUCUGUGCCUUUUUGACAACAUCACUUUCUGAGGGUACUGCCCUACUCAUACUGCUGAUUGUAAAGACAUCCUUAGUAUCCUUCCAUUUGCAAACAACAACUUAGAGGUCUUUCAUCCUCUACACCAUUUCACCAGCCAAGUCCACGCAUCUUGCACAACAACUUCAGUUCAUCGACCUUCAAUUUAUUAUAAUCCUCGCUUGCUAAAUCAUCAAAAUCAUUUUCAUCCACCAAGAACUCAACAUCUUCAUUUUCACUUCCCCAUGCCAUUUUGAAACUGACAAUAUUGAAAUUUUGCCCAACAGUUCCUUGUGCUUUGGGGAUAAAAACGAGGCUAAAGAGCUGAGGUAACCCUCUCAGAAAUAUCAGAUAUCAGAUAUAUGAUAUUUUUCUUCACAUUUUGAAGAUCGAAUUUUAAAAAAUGUUUACAUAAUUUUUCCUUUUAGAACUUGAGAAAAAUCGUUUUGGUAGGGAAACAAGGAAAUUAUGUGUUAUUUGAAUGUGUUUUCCUUUCAGCUUCGAUUUCAUUCGACCUAAGUUUUAUGAAACAACUACGGAAAAAGUUAUGAUUUUUUUAAAUAGGACAUAUUUUACGGAUUUUACCUAUGAUCCCAAAAGGGUCAAUUUUGUAAUUUGCUUUUUAAUUCUAAGAGAAAUAUAACCGGGUAACAAAGGGUACCAUUCCCUGCCCCCUCUGUCUAAAGCCUGUGCAUAGUCAGCUGCAGACUGCAAUACCCACAAAAACUUCCAGGCAAUAACAUAUUCUCUAAUUUUCAUGUCUUCUUUUGCUUUUCUUUUCCAUUCCUGGCAUCUCAUUGCUUCACCAUAACCCUGGCAAGGGGGGGAAUAAAGGGGUACUUCUGCACAUUUUUUGCUGGCAUUCGGACGUGUUUUUCAACGCUCGUAAAAAUGUGAGAAACUCAUCGAAAUUGUAUAUUCUAAAUAAGUUGUAUAAUAUGUUAGCUAUCUUUAUUUACUGCUAUUGCUAUGUUUUCAAUUAUUUACAAGUAAAUCAAGCUCAAAACGAGUCAAGUAUGGAAUCUGCUACUACCAACGAGAAAAUAGACGGAAUACUUUUGAUACUAAGAGGAGUUCAAUCACAGACAUCGCAACACACAGAGAAUUUUGAAAAAUUGGAAAAGCGAUUGAUGGUUUUCGAAAAGUCAAUAGAGUUCAUCAAUACCCAGUAUAAAAACCAAAGAAAAAUAACCAAUACCAUUCUCAACAAAAACACAAAAUUGGAGGCCGGAAAUGAAGUGCUCAAAAAACAAGUUGGAAAGCUACAAGCAGAAAUUAAUAGAGUCCAUAACAAAGUCAACGACUUAGAACAAUAUGGCCGAUGAGACUGUAUCAAAAUUAAUGGAAUUCUUAAGUAAGAAAACGAGAAAAAGAGUCUUUGGUGAUUUAGCUGGGUGAAAAGCUUGUGGUGAAAUGCACUGAUACAGAAAUUCAAGCCUGCUGCCAUGUUGGACCCAAGCACAAUGCUACUAUUAUCUGCAAAUUCGGAAAUAGCAAAUUGAGAGAUGUUUUCUUGCAAAAAAGAAAAGAGACAAGAAAAAUUUCAGGAAAAGAUCUGAGUUGAAAGCUGCUGACGUUAGAGUAUUCAUGAACAAGUCUUUAACCAAAAAAAAUAAGUUUCUUUUUAAACUGGCAAGAGAUAAGAAAAAAGAAAUCAGAUGGGAAUUCGUGUGGACAAGGAAUUUGGCAUCUUUGCCAGAAAAAAUAAGGAUUCGGCAUUCAUUACCAUCAGAAAUGAAUUGGACGUUAGAAAAAAUAUUGUUUGAAACUCAGGUGAUUGACUGUUUAAAGUUUACUCAUGUUAACACUUCAUUUUUGUCUUGAUGUUUCAGUUUAGGUCCUUUACUACUACCAUUAUUAUUAUUUAAUUAUUAACAUUAAUAUUUUUACCAGUACCAGGGCAGGGCAAGCAGAUUUUCAAAAUUAACCCCCAUAAUCUAAAUGAGUAGUUAUUCAUAUUCAUGCCCGAAUUGCAAAUUAUUGGUUCUGGAGAGUCAGAAUUCAAUAUAUUGUGACGCAUGUUGCAAUUGGUAUCACGUUGGGUGGGCUGUAGCAAAUGAUCGAUUCAAAGGUUUAAAUAACUAGGAAAUGACACCUCUUUGACAUGGUUUUGUAAAGACUGUGUUGCAGAUGCGUUAUCUUUUCGAGAAAUGAAAAUGUUCCAUUCUUAAGAGCGAUUUCGGUAGACAAGAACCAACACCAUUUGAUUAUUGACAUUAACAAAUCCUGCUCUGUUUGCGAUAAACGUGUAAAUAAUAUUGAAAAAGCGGUUUCUUGUUAUCAUUGUCAACGCAAUAUUCACAUCAGGAAAUGCUCUGGUUUAACAGAACAAGAUAUUUCAAAUCCAGGUGCUGACGCACAACAAUGGCUUUGUCUUAGCUGUCGCAACUGUAUUUUUCCUUUCAAUUCUGUUUACGCUCAGGAUAUUCUUUCCAAUAACUUUAAUUCUAAUGAGCUAUGUCCUUGUAAUGACGUAACAAAAGAACUAACAGACUACAUAUGUUUAGAAACUAUUACAGAACUAAAUCUAGAUAAACUUGAUCUUAAUCAUUUUCAUCCGAAUACAGAUAAGGAUAUUGAUCAAAACUUAAACUUAAAUGCUAAUUUCAAAUUUUAAUAUAAUAUUCUAUUUUGCAUGCUCUAAUUUCAAAUUUCAUAAGGUAGAUAAGAAACUAAAUUCUUAACAUUCACCCUUCUUUAGUCUGAUACACACAAAUAUUUGCUCUUUGAAUAAAACUUUGAAACUUGACAUUAUCGCUCUAUCUGAAACACGGAUAGCCAAUAAUAAUGAAUCAAAUACUGAAAAUUUAGCGUUACAAGGGUAUCAAAAAUACACAGGAAAUCUGGUAAAAGUAUGAAAAAGGGCUGCGGCUUCUUUGUGUCUGACGAACUAUCUUUUAAUACUCGAGAAGACUUGUAUACUUCCCACUUAGAUAAUAGUAGUGAAUUAGAAGCAAACUGGAUCGAAAUUAAAUCUCAGAACAAUAAAAAACCUCUCGAUUGCUGUUAUUUGUUGUCAUCCAAGAAAAAGAAAUGAUGUUGAGUUCCUAGAUUAUCUAACAAACAUAAUCUCUAGUAAACUUUGAAAGGAAAAGAAGACAGUCUUUAUUACUGGAGAUUUCAAUAUUGAUCUUUUAAACAUUUAUUCAAAUGAAUAUACCGAAAAGUUUAUGAAUUUUAUGUUUUCAAACUUUUUCCAGCCACAAAUAUUUCAGCCCACUAGAUUUAUCGGUAGUAAUAAACCAUCAUUGAUUGAAUUUUUUUCAAAUUCAAUAGAACAUGAAACAUUAAGUGGAAAUUUAAUAACAAAAGUCUCCGAUCAUUUACCAAACUUUUUAUUUUGUAAAAGUAUCAAUCUAAAAUCAAGAAGUGAAAACAGUAUUGCUACCUAGCUUCCAAAGAAAAUUUUUAGGACAAUGAGCAGCGAUGCUUACAGUGCAGUAUCCUGGUCCUUUCUUUGUAAUCACACCUCAUGAUUCCUAUGCCUGGAAAUACUAGACCAGGCCGAGAAUGGGUGUAGUUAACCCCAUUGCUUGACCUGAUGUUAUAGCUAACCCCACGUAGAGUGCAGAUUUGGUAUAGCCCAACCCAUUUCCUACCAACUUCCAGCUUUUGGGGCACCAUAACCAAAUCUUUGUCCAAUAUCAAAAGGUUGCUAUUCUUUGAGGAUCUUGUUGUUAUAAUGCAAACUCUGUCUAGAUUUAGCUAUUUCUAAGCUUUUCAGAGCUAUGUGAUUGGCAUUCUGAAUAGCCUUGCGUAAUGACUGACUAUAAUCAGAUUGGCUUGAUGGAUUCUCCAGAGGUACACUUAACUCAAUUUCAAUGGGCAUGCGUGCUGGGUGCCCAAAAACUAACUCAUAAGGAGAGAAACCUGUUGAUUCAUGUACACUUGUGUUUUAAGCAAAGACGGCCUGGUCUAACCAUUGGUCCCAGUCACCACUAUGGUCUGAUACAAAAUUACUAAGUAUGUCCUGCAGGGUGCGAUUUUGCCUUUCAACCAACCCAUCACCUUGCGGAUGAUAGGCUGUUGUUCGUGACUUCUUAACCCCCAUGAUAUUAUAAAUUUCAUGCAUUAAUGUACUGUCAAAAUUCCGCCCUUGGUCUGAGUGGAUGACCGUCGGUGGACCAAACCUGGAGAAAACGCGAGAGACAAGUGUAUUGGCUACAGUGGCAGCUUUUUUAUCCUUUGUUGGGAAUGCCUCACACCAUUUGGUGAAGUGGUCCAUCAUGACAAAAAUAUGUUUGUUACCCUUAGCUGUUUGUUUCAGAGAUAGGUCCCAUAUAAUCUAUUGCCCAAAAAAGAAAUGGCUCACUGACUUGAAUGGGUUGCAAAGGAGCUCGUGUCUGUUUGGAAUCAUGUUUUCCUUGGCUACAAGCUGGACAAUUUUGAACAAAGUUGGUAAUAGAAUCAAUCAUUUUAGGCCAGAAAAAUCGUUCCUUACACCGCAUUAUAGUGCGCCUAAUGCCCAUAUGGGCCACAAUGAAGACUUUGGAGAAUAUUAGGGAUUGAACUAUCAGGUAUGACCACACGUUCCCUAGAAAACCCAUGCAUAGAUACCAAGGCCCUUACCAGCAGCCCAUUACUGAAAUACAGUUGAUCCCAGCAACUCCAAAAAGAUGAAAGAUUGGGGUUCCUUUUCCACACAAAUAAAGGGUGUUUUGGAAAACCUUGUUCCUUAAUUUCAAUAAGCUUCAAUAUAAGGGGGUCAGCACGCUGAGCUUGAUGCAGAUUUGCAUCUGGUAAUAAAUUCACUAAACAACUUACAGCAGGGUUGGUUUGACUAUUUUGGUAAUGAUUUAAACGAGAGAGAGCAUCUGCAUUUUGGUUGGAGCUACUAGGUCUAUGGCUUAUUGUAAAAUCAAAUUCUUGGAGAUCCAUGAGCCACCUGGCGAUACAACCCUUAAGUUCUACAGAAUGCAACCAUUUAAGGGCCUGAUUGUCAGUGAUAAUCUGGAAUGCAUGGCCUACAAGAUAAAGACGAAGGUGUUGAGUGGCAAAGACAAUAGCCAGGGCUUCCUUUUCCAUGGUGGAAUAAUUUUGCUCCCGAGGAGACAGGAUCUGACUGGCAUAAGAUAAUACAGCACCAAGGCCAACAUUGGAUGCAUCAGUUUGCAAAAUAAAAGGUCAAUCAAACUGAGGGUUCGCCAAGAUGGGAGCAGAACAUAAGAGUGCUCUUAGUGUUUCAAAAGCAGUCUGGUGCUGUUCUGUCCACUUAAACGGAAUACCUUUCUUGGUAAGUUCAGUCAAAGGAGCUGCCAUGGUUGCAAAUUGAGGGAUGAAACGCCUAUAAUACCCUGCUAGUCCUAAGAAUGAUCUAAGCUUGUCCAGGUCAGUUGGUGGGGGUAAAUCCUGCACAGCCUUAACUUUAGAUGGAUCAGUAUGAACCCCUUUACUUGAGACACAGUGACCUAAAUAAAUGACCUGAUCGGUACCAAAGAGCAUUUAGAAGCCUUGACACGCAGCCCAUUUUCAGAAAAGCGUUGCAAAACAGAUGGUAAAUGCUCACAGUGUUGUUAAAUGGUAUCAGAAAAAAUGAUUACGUCAUCAAAAUAACAAAGGCAUAUAUCAUAGGUUAAACCUGAUAAUAUAAUGCUAACGGCCCUAGAAAAUGUUGCUGGAGCUGUUGAUAAUCCAUAUGGCAUACAAAGGAAUUCAAAUAGGCCACCAGGGGUAAUAAAAGCUGUUUUUUCUCUAUCUUCUGGGGUCAUACUUACAUGCCAGUAACCGCUGCGGACAUGCUUUAACCUUUAACCGCCGCUCAGAGGCUUGACUAAUACUGUAUGCAGUAAUAUAAGAUAAUUCAGAAUCUUCACUGAGGCUACAUACCAUACCUAUUUCUUCUUUACAACACUUGGGGAUUUGAGCUUGUAUAAUACUUUCUGUUCUACCUGGGAUGGAUAUAUCAGUGCUUGAGGUCACAAAGACAGGCCCAUAGUCUGAUGAUUGGACAAAAACAGGUAUAUCUUCCUAACAAGAUGAUUUGACAGGGGCAGAAAGACCUGGGGGUGGAGGUUGGACAGGAAGAGACAAAGGGGUCAAAGGUGUGCUGCCAUGGGGCCCAACAAGGCAAUAGGAGUCCCCUACUACAGUCAACUGCAAAGAAUAAAAGGUCAAACAAUCCCAACCAAGUACACAUUGCAGAGGGGCAAGCACAUUAUCACAUACCAAGAACUCUCCUACAUAC